AUGCAAGAUGAGCUAGAAACAUUGUUAGAAAAACCAAGCUGCAAGGAACAAUUGGUUUAUAUAAGGACUGUGCUAUUUAUGAGGACAAUUCAGAUUAGCUUGGCAAUGCUGCUGGCUGGGUUUAUGCUUUUGGACAAAACAAUAAAUAAUUUUUUUGAUGGAAAAAUCUGAUUAGCAAUUCUCUUGAAAUUUUUACUAGUCCCUGUAUUAUGAGCUUUAUUCAAAUAUGAUAAAAUUGCAGACAAUAAGUGACUUUCAUGACUAAUGGCUUUUCUAGCAACUUUUUUCCUUGGCGUGCUAUUUGGCAGCAUAUUUCCAACAUUUGGAAAAAGGCCAGGACUGAUUGUUUUGAUUGCAUUGAUUUCAGUCCACGUCGUUCUUCUGCUUCAUUCUUUACUCGAGUACAAAAAAUAUUCUAUAUUUCGUGGUAUUUUAUCAGUUUUGGCUUUUGAAAUUGCUAAUAUUUUGACAAUUUAUUUUAUUGAGCCUGGAAACAUAUUGUUAAAUGUAAAAGAUAUAUAGAUUUUUUGCCCUUUAUUUACAUGUGUUUAUGGAUGCUUUAUGGCGUGGCAUUCAGAAAAUAUUGCUAACGGAAAAAUUAGGCCUGUUAUCAAAGGAAGGUGGGCUAUUGGGGUAAUGAGCAUUUAUGUAGAUUUUACACUUAUCAAGAUUUAUAUUGCGCAGUUUAUAGUAUCAAAAUGCAAGAAAAAGAAACCUGAGCAGACUAGCGACAAAAUAUAA
This is a messenger RNA of Blepharisma stoltei, 741 nucleotides long. Lineage: Eukaryota; Ciliophora; Heterotrichea; Heterotrichida; Blepharismidae. The record is from the annotation of a GenBank genome assembly.